AUGGACUUGGACAAUGUGUCAGAGGAUAUGGGCGCGAAGCUCCAAGCCAUUCUACCAGCACUUGGUGCGCCACACGGUGGCUCUUCAACGGACGGCGUCCCACCAGUGGAUUUGUCCAUUGCUGAGAAUGAGUUGUUUCGAGAUGAACAGCUGGGCCUCAUUAAGGAAGCCAUUGUUGACAACCUGCAGUUGAAGGAUCUGGCGUACCCGGCAGGCUUCGGGGGCGAGCCCGAACUCCUUACGUCCCUAGCACGUUUCUUUAACCAGUACUUCCGUCCGUCCACCGCUGUUGACCCGAGUCAUAUAGUCGCUACCUCGGGCGCGGGGAACGCGCUGGAUGCCCUUCUCUGCGCAGUGUGCAACGAAGGAGAUAAGGUACUGGUUGCUGGCCCGUGCUGGGAGGGAUUCGCCCCCUACUUCCGCAUCCAUGCCAACGUCACCCCAAUCUGUGUGACAGCCUCUUCUCUAGAAGCAGCAACGGGGAUGGAGAUUGUAGAGGCGAUUACAGCAGCUUACCAUGCUGAUCUCUAUCCCGAGCGCAUUAGGGCGGUUGUGCUUACGAAUCCAAAUAACCCGCUAGGCCGGUGCUACGCGCCAGAAGCCCUUCGCGAAUGUCUUUGGUUCUGCCACGCACACGACUUACAUUUUAUCAGCGACGAGGUCUACGCUCUCUCCGCCUUUCGAACGGACCCUGGUUCCCCGCCGUUCACGUCGGCCCUCUCAUUGCUAGACGGUGAGGCUGGCAGUGACACUUCUAGAGUGCCACCCACCAUGGCCUCUCGCGUCCACGUUGUCUGGAGCCUAAGCAAGGACUUUGGCUGCAGCGGAGUCAGACUCGGUUGCAUUGUAACCCAGGCCAACGGCGCCCUGCGCCUAGGGGCCGGACUUGCGAGCUACUGGCAGGUGUCUUCGCUCGCGAGUAGACUAGGCACAACGCUCCUCGGCUUGCCCCAGCUACCAGAGCUAGUUUGGCGCAAUUCGAAGGCUCUUGGCGAAUCGUAUCGCCUGCUUACCGAGGGCCUAGAGCAGGUGGGGAUCGAGUAUAUCCCUGCAACGCAUGGGUUAUUCAUCCUCGCAAAAAUCAUUCCAGGCGGAUGCACUGUGCAGAUGGAAACAGCAGCAGUGAGAAGCCUCGCCAGCAUGGGCCUUGUCGUUGCCCAGGGGCAGCGGUUCUCCCCUGGGGUGGGACAAUGCGGGUGGAUUCGCAUUACAUUCGCCACGGGGGCGGAGAAGAUUCAACGUGCGUUGGCAGUGCUUGCGCGGUUCCGGUACGCAUGA
Molecule: messenger RNA, 1278 nt
Organism: Aspergillus calidoustus
Lineage: Eukaryota; Fungi; Ascomycota; Eurotiomycetes; Eurotiales; Aspergillaceae
Source: the annotation of a GenBank genome assembly